GUUGUGCUUCAAGUAGGUAUUCGGAGUGUGGCCUCCAUUUUUAUCUAUAGCUUCAUGUAAAUGACAUGACAUUGUUGACGUAACUGAUUGACAGCGUCGGUUCGUUUCGUUUUUUAUCUGUCUUGUCUGUUUCCUUCGCCGAGUGGUUUUGCAAAGAAAGGCUCGUUUUGAUUAUAUUUUGUUUGUUUGCGCAAAAUUAAUAAGAUACUUGCACUCUAACGCUAUGUGCAAACUGCAGCUAUUGGAAGUUUCCGGAGGAAUCCAAACAAGGACGCCGAGGCGCGGACCUGAGCAAUAGCCAGGAGGCAUGGAAGCUCGAGGCGGAGUACGCAGCAGCGCCAGGCUCAGCGGCGAGGCGGCCCGCAGCGGCGGCAGCGGGAGCAGCGGCAAUGGCCGGCCGGCGGAGGUGGCGGCGGCGGCGGCGGCGGCGGCGGCGCUGCGGCGCGAGCGCGCGGCCGAGCGAGCGCGGGAGGUGGAGGACAGCCCGCGGGUGCUGCGCGACAAGUGCCGCCGACUAGCGCGCGCGCUGCGCAACGCCAAGCACCUUGUGGUGUAUACUGGAGCGGGCAUCAGUACAGCGGCGGACAUCCCUGACUACCGAGGGCCGCAUGGGGUUUGGACGCGACUGCAGCGUGGAGAAACUGUAGGGCGCGUGGAGGUGUCGCGCGCGCAGCCCACCUUCACGCACAUGGCGCUCACGGCGCUGUGGGCGCGCGGCGCGCUCAAGUUCGUGGUCUCGCAGAACUGCGACGGCCUGCACCUGCGCGCCGGCCUGCCGCGCCGCGCGCUCGCCGAGCUGCACGGCGACAUGUUCGCCGAGCACUGCGCCGCCUGCCGCCGCGUCUACCUGCGCGCCUUCGACACCACCGAGCGCACGGCGCGCCACGCGCACGGCACGCGCCGCCUGUGCCACGCCUGCGGCGCCGAGCUGCGCGACUCCAUCGUGCACUUCGGCGAGCGCGGCCGCGCCGCCUGGCCGCUCAACUGGGCCGGCGCGCUGCGCCACGCGGCCCGCGCCGACGUCGUGCUGUGCCUCGGCUCCAGCCUCAAGGUGCUGCGCCGCUACCCGCGCCUGUGGCGCAUGCACGCCGCGCCGCGCGCGCGCCCCGCGCUCUACAUCGUCAACCUGCAGUGGACGCCCAAGGACUCGGUGGCCGCGCUCAAGAUCAACGCGCGCUGCGACGCCGUCAUGCGCCAGGUGGCGCGCCGCCUGCGCCUGCGCGUGCCGCGCUACCGCGCCGAGCGCGACCCGCUGCUGGCGCACGCCGAGCCGCUGGCCGAGCCCGAGGCGCACACCACGCGCCGGCCGCUGCUGCGCGCGCCGCCCGCGCCCGCCGCGCCCUCCUCCGACGACCCGUCCUCGCCCUCCGCCUCCGACUCCGACGAGGAGCUGCCGCUGCUGCGCCUGGCCGAGCGCCUGCGCGGGCCCGCCGAGCCCGAGCCGCCGCCCGCGCGGUCCCCGGAGCCGCCGCCGCCGCCGCGCCCGCCCGAGCCGCGAUCUCAACCGCCGGAUUUGCUGCGCGCCUUCCAGGUACCGUCGUUUUUCUCGCCGAGCGAUCGCCCCCCUCGUCGAUCCGCCGACGUAGUGAAGUCUACCUCACGUUUCUCGCAGGUGAGCAUGCGGUCGGGGCACGCGACGAUCCUGCUGCGAGCCGAGCACGCGCCGUGCGCGCGGCCGCCGCCGCCGGAGCCGCCGCCGGGCUCGCUGCGCAGCUUCCGCAUGGCGCGGCCGCGCGCCGCCGCGCCACCGCCGCCGGCCGCGCUCGCCCCGCUCAAGGUCGAGAAGGAGGAGGCCGGAGACCCGGAGCCGCCGAACGGGCUCAGCUCGCGGCUGCGCCGCCUGCUGGAGUGCGAGCCGCGGCUCGGCGCCGACGCGAAGCCGAAGCCGGAGCCGAAGCUGGAGCCGAAGCCGGAGCCGAAGGACGAGUCGUCGUCGUCGUCGUCGGAGGACGGCGGCGGCGCGGGCGCGCUGGCGGCGGCCAUCAUCGCGCGCGCCGUGCUGGUGUGCCGCGCGUCGCUGUACCCGGGGCUGCACACCAUCAUCGCGCCGCCGCCGCCGCCGCCGCCGCCGCGCGCCGAGUGCGCCUGGUGCCUGCGGCGGCACGCGGCGCGGCGCUGCCUGUGGUACGGGCCGGCGCGCGGCACGCCGCUGGAGGCGGCGUGCUGCACGGAGGCCGCGCCGGCCGCCGCGCCGCCGGCGGAGGACGGGGGCGGCUGGUACGGCAAGGGGUACCGCAAGGGCCGGCGCCGGCGCAGGUAGCGCGAGGCGGGCGCGGCCGAGGGCCCCGCGGGCCCCGCCGGCGCGCGCCCCGCCCCCGCCCCGGGGGACGGCGGAGCUCCGCCCGAUCUCGAGACUGAAAUCGAUCGAGUCUCGUGAAGUUGGUUACCCUAUCUUUGAGACGGAGCCCCCACCGAUUGAGGAAGCGCGACUCCCGAGUGUGCUUCCGAAGUGAUCCGCGCCGACCUGACGUCGCGCCGGCCCGCGGUCGGUUGAGACUGUAACGUUCUGACUGAACUGAUGUGCGAGCGUGUCGUCGUCCGAGACGGCCGUCGCAUGAUGUAUUUAUUUUUUUACAAAGAUUAGGUUAUAGCUACGAACAAAAUAGAUAGGUAUUGAAUGAAUUAUAAGUGAGUAGGUACAAUUAAUAAAAUAAUAUUUCUCCUUUGUGUAUAUGACCUAAUCUAGCUUAAGAUUUGUAUCUCAAUACUGGUAUUAUUCAAUGGUUGUGAUACGAGUGCUUAAAACGCCCACUUUAAUGAUUUUCACACUUGUCACAAACUUGAUAAAUCAUGAUUAUUAUUUAUCUGAUACACAGAAUUGUAAACCUCUUGAUUGAAUUAAUUAAUAUAACUGAUGAAUUAAUUAAUAUAAUUGAUUUAAUUAAUUAAUAUAAUUUUUACUGAAUCAAGAAUGUUUCAAUUGCAUAUUUUUAAUUAAAUUAUUAUUGGUUCAAUUGAUUUACCUAUAAUAAUAUGCUUUAAUUGCACACAUGUCGGUAAUGUUGGUGUUAUUUGAAUUUCAUUUUUUAAUAUGCCGCUAUGAUGAAGUGAAGUGGACCUUAAGGGACAGGUUUUAUAAUUUGUUUAGUACAAACUGCUAUGCCAUAGAAUAAGAUUUUUCUGGAACAAAUGUAUUUGUCUUCCUUUAUAAUUUCAUAUAUUAUGCUACAGUUCUCGCGUAAUAUUUUAAACACCAUCAUAGACGUCGAGGCAACUCGUGAGAACAUCACAAUAUAACAUUAAGUUAGAUAAUAAUUAAAAGUCAUGCUACGGGUGUCUUUGUGAGGUUUUAGCUUCACGGAUUUUUUUUUAAAACGUAUGGCCAUCCUGUUAACGCAAUGAUUGGCUUAGAUUUAACAAGUUGUUUGACCCGAGUGGCGUGUGCUGUCUGUGUACAAGCGACAAUUGUUCAUUAAUUAACGGGUGCCAUGUGCCAGAAUGUGAAAUAAACUUGUGGAACAUGA
Molecule: messenger RNA, 3464 nt
Organism: Ostrinia furnacalis (Asian corn borer)
Lineage: Eukaryota; Metazoa; Arthropoda; Insecta; Lepidoptera; Crambidae
Gene: Sirt7
Product: sirtuin 7
Exons: 3
Coding region: 308-2260 (650 amino acids)
Cellular component (GO): chromatin; nucleus
Molecular function (GO): NAD+ binding; histone H3K18 deacetylase activity, NAD-dependent
Source: RefSeq, a predicted model, not a curated record